AUGCUAAAUGACCGAGUUCAGUCGCUACAGUCAGCGUUGCGCCACAAAGAAUCUCGACUGGUUUUGGCAGCAGAAGCUCUAAACAAUGAAAGAGCAAAAAAUGAGAUCACUGGCGCAGAACUUGAAGUCAUGAAAAACUGGAUAUCAGAAUUAGGAGGUGAGAAUGCCAAGAUUAAGGAAGACUUAGGAGAUGCAAUCUUGGUAAUUACUUCACUGAAGAAAGAGUUGGGAGAAGAAUUGAAGAGGACCCAAAUUUUGAUGCAAGAAGUCCAGGCAAUGAAGAACUGGCUAUCGGAACUGGGCGGACAAAAUGCAAAGAUUAAGGAAGAUUUAGAAGAUAAGUGCCAGGAGAUUACUUUCCUCACGGAAGAAUUAAAAGACGAACAUAAGCAGUCCCAAAUUCUGAGAGAUGAAGUCCACGUAAUGAGGAACUGGGUCUCUGAAUUAGGAGGAGAAAACGCCACCAUUAAAGAAGCCUUAGAAGAAGCGCUUCUGGAAGUGACCACACUAAAGAUGUCUUUGGUAAACGAGAAAAGGAAUGCUCUCCAUCACAGGAACGAAAUGGAGACCCUAUUGCAAGAAGAAAGGAAAAGAGGCAACGGAAUGGAGACAUCACUAAGAACUGUAAAAUUGGAGCUCCACAGCAAGCAACAAAUGAUAGAGAAUUUCUUAAACGCAGAACGCAAAUUCAUACUUGAGAAACAGGAACUAGAAGACAAACUAGAAGUUGCCCUCAAUCGUGGAAAGGAGCUUGAGAGGAAAAGCAGUGAAAUAAUACUGCAUUACCAGGAGAAGCUCAGGGAUAAGGACAAUGAAAAGAACAAGCUAAAGGAACAGAAGGAACAGCUGCAGAAGAACUUGGAGAGCGCUAUGUUCCAGCUACAGAACUUGGAGUCUUCUUUAAAGCUUGCAGAAAGAGAGAUCUGCUCUUUGAAGAAGGCAGAAAACAAAAAUCUCCAAGAACUGGAACACUUUACGGAAGAAUGUGAAAGAUUGAGAGAAAAGUGCAGGAUUCAAGACGAAAAUAUAAUUAAAGAACGAAAACGUGUCAGGGAUCACCUAAAGAUGCAGGAGGAAGAGCUGAGAAAUCAUGAUAAGUACAUGUUAAUGGCACUCCUCCAUGGGACUGCCCAGAGAAACUUCUAUUUGGAACACAUAGCACUGGACCAUAGAAACAAAGACCUAGUCAAUGAAACCCUGAAAAACAGUGAAGAAGAAAACAAGCGCCUGGACCAAGAAGAAGACCUACAGCAACAACUGCAGAAAGUAGAAGAGGAUCAGUACAGAGAAUACUGCAACGCCCAGAAAGAGAAAAAAGACUAUGGAAAGCAGUGGGAGGUCCUUACACAGAUGGUGGAGGAUUUAAUUGAGGGAGAUGACCAAAAGAAUUGCUAA
Molecule: messenger RNA, 1395 nt
Organism: Macrobrachium nipponense
Lineage: Eukaryota; Metazoa; Arthropoda; Malacostraca; Decapoda; Palaemonidae
Product: GRIP1-associated protein 1-like
Exons: 1
Coding region: 1-1395 (464 amino acids)
Source: RefSeq, a predicted model, not a curated record